Messenger RNA from Neogale vison (American mink), 477 nucleotides. It is a transcript of the gene TMEM239, whose product is annotated as transmembrane protein 239. Lineage: Eukaryota; Metazoa; Chordata; Mammalia; Carnivora; Mustelidae. Bases 19 to 477 code for a protein of 152 amino acids. The transcript has a single exon. The record is from RefSeq and is a predicted model, not a curated record.
UCCCCAGGUGCACCAGCUAUGACGCAGCAGCCGCAAGUGGAGACAGAUGCCAUCGGGGCCGGUGAGGGGCCACCUCGGGCGGUGCCCUGGUCGGCCUGGGUCACGCGGCAGGACUGGGUGCGCUGGUGCCUGUGCUACGUGCCUCGGAGCUGGGUCCAGUGGUGGGCCACGUCGGGCUGGCGGCAGCCACUCCAGCGUGUGCUGUGGGGGCUGGAGGGCUUCCUCUACCUGCUGCUGGCCCUGAUGCUCUGCCAUGCGCUCUUCACCACCGGCUCCUACCUGCUGAGCUCCCUGUGGCCCGUCAUGGCCGCAGUGUGGCGCCACCUGCUGCCCGCCGUCCUCCUGCUGGUGCUCAGCGCCCUCCCCACCCUGCUCUUCUCCGCCUCCUUCCUGCUGCUUUUCUCCACGCUGCUGAGCCUCAUGGGCCUCCUCACCUCCAUGUCUCACCCAGACUACACUCAGGACUUGGACCAAUAG